AUGCCUUCUGCCACAACAGAUGCAACCGGCUUUCGUGAUCGAGCAAUCAACGGAAUGGCGAGAUCAUAUAAACGAGUGUCGGAUACAUUUGGAAAGAUGACGAUACUGCAGAGGAUAGGGACGGUGUUCGCUGGAAUUGGUGCGAUAAUCCUCGGACUUGGCUUCAUGGCUGUUACGGGACAGAUAUUCGCAUGGCUGGGACCCGUGGCCAAGGACUGGGAGAAUGCGCCGCUUGCAUACGUUAUAGUAUGGCUAUGCACAUUUUUGAUAUCCUUUCCUCCGAUGGUUGGAUGGUCGACAGUUGGAACUGUGGCCGGGUUUAUCUUUGGGAUUUGGAAAGGAUGGGCGGUAUAUGCAUCCGCAAGUGUUAUUGGGUCGACUUGUUCCUUCUUCGUUUCGCGUACAGUUCUAUCCAAGUUCGUCCAGCGGCUCAUGAAGCAUGAUAAGCGAUUUGCCGCAUUAUCAUUAACCCUGAAAUACGACGGGUUGAAACUUCUAUGCAUGAUCCGAUUAUGCCCGCUGCCGUACUCACUAUGUAACGGUGCUGUUUCGACUUUCCCAACAGUGAACCCGUUCAUGUAUGGUCUUGCCACGGCCAUCAUUUCGCCAAAAUUCCUUGUACCCACAUUUAUCGGCAGCAGGCUGAGGAUUUUAUCCCAGGAUGGCGGGGAAAUGAGUGCUGGCUCCAAAGCAGUCAAUAUCAUAAGUAUUGUCAUCAGUGUAGGAGCCGGUGUCUUUACAGGGUGGUACAUUUACAAACGCACCCUUGCCCGCGCCAAGCAGCUUGAGGCCGAGGAGCGCGCCAACCUUCGUGGUCCAACAGCAAAUAAUCGAUCCGACCCAGAGGGGUUUGAGGAUAGCUUAAAUGGUAUGUCAGCACCAAACGCUCUUGCAAGGGACGAGGAAGAGGCCUUCGGUUUCGACGAUGAUGUGGCUAUUGAUAUUGAUGACGAUAAUAUCGUCCUCGAUCCUCAGUAUCACGAUUUUACGGAUAAUGAGUCGGAUAUAUUUGCUGACGGUGAUGGAGACGACAAAGACGAAGCUUAUAAGUUACACCGACACGUGGAUUCGAGAUAA
This is a messenger RNA of Arthroderma uncinatum, 1077 nucleotides long. Its product is annotated as TLG2-vesicle protein. Gene Ontology annotation, biological process: vesicle-mediated transport; mitotic spindle elongation. The coding region runs from base 1 to 1077 and encodes 358 amino acids. The transcript has 3 exons. Lineage: Eukaryota; Fungi; Ascomycota; Eurotiomycetes; Onygenales; Arthrodermataceae. The record is from RefSeq and is a predicted model, not a curated record. Gene Ontology annotation, cellular component: Golgi membrane.